AAUGAAAAGAAAACCGCAUAUCUUGUUGGUUUUCUUUCGAAUUUGGCGCGCUUGGAUUUCUCCGAUGGCCACUCUUGGUGGUUUCAGAUCUUAUGUUUGCUUCUUUGUUCUUAUUUUUCAGGUGCUCUCCGCCGCCGCUGCAGGCUCAUUCUGGAGUGUGAAGUAUCUGCCAGGAUUUUCAGGGCCUCCUCCGUUUGAACUCGAAACUGGAUAUGUCGGUGUGGGGGAUUUGGAGGAAGUUCAGGUGUUCUAUUACUUUGUGAAGUCCCAAGGAAAUCCCCAAACCGAUCCUCUAAUGACAUGGCUCAUCGGAGGUCCCGGUUGCUCUGCUCUCUCUGGAUUCGCCGUGGAAAUCGGUCCAGUAAAUUUCAAGAUAGAGCCAUACAAUGGAAGCACACCUCAACUGAUCUUGAAUCCCCAUUCAUGGACCAAGAAAGCCAGUAUAUUAUUUAUAGAUAUGCCUGUGGGCACUGGAUUUUCAUAUGCUCGAACUCCACAAGGCUUGAAGAAAGGAGAUCUAGUACAAGUUCAACAAAAUCAUCAAUUUUUGCGAAAGUGGCUGACUGAUCACCCAGAGUUCAUUCCUAAUCCAUUUUACGUCGGUGGGGACUCGUAUUCUGGUAUCAUUAUUCCACCUCUUACUCAAGCAAUUUCAGAAGGAAAUAAACAUCUCUUCCCAGCUAUAAACCUUCAGGGAUACAUAGAAGGAAAUCCUUUUAGUGUACGUAGAACAGUUAAUAAUUAUAGGGUUCAUUAUGCUCAUAAGAUGUCCUUCAUCUCUGAUGAACUAUAUGAGUCAUUGAAAACUAGUUGCAAAGGAGAAUUUGAGCGUAUCGAUCCAACUAAUUUGGAGUGCAUCAAACAUGUUUCUACGUAUAAAAAGGUUUGUUUACUUAAAACUCGUAUUCGAACCUCCAAGUACUCGAUCCCAAAAUUGAUACAUUCCUUUUGUCUUUGUUCUUCGUUCCAGUGUGUGAGUAGAAUCAGUUUAGCAUGUAUUAUGUGUCCUUAUUGUACCGAUGCUUCUCGAGUGCCAGAAAAUACGUUUGGUGGGCAGAGAUCCCUCUAUGAUACAUCCCAAAAUCUGUUUCUGGCUCCUAGAGUGUUACCUCCUCUUUCUCUUGACUGUGAUGAGUAUAAAUACUACCUUAGUUAUUAUUGGGCCAACGACGAUCAAGUUCGGAAAGCACUUCAUAUACGCAAGGGAACGGUUGGAGAAUGGUUUAGAUGCGAAAGUAAAAAAGAUUAUCAAUUUGAUAUUACGAAUGUUCUUCCUUAUCACGUGAAUCUUAGCUCCAAAGAUUAUCGAUCUUUGAUUUUUAGUGGGGAUCAUGAUAUGAUGGUGCCGAUUCUAGACACUGAAGCAUGGAUCAAGUCUCUAAAUUAUUCCAUUGUCGAUGAGUGGAGACCUUGGUUUGACGAUGAAGAUCAAGUACUUGGGUACACGAGAACUUUUGCAAACAACAUGACAUUUGCCACGAUAAAAGGUGGAGGGCACACACCACAAACAAUGCAAUACCAAACUAGCAUAAUGUUUAAUAGAUGGAUAGCCCGAAAAUCCUUGUAAAAAAUUUUAGAAGACGAUAUGAUCCGUUCAAACAUUAGCAAGUUCUUUGAAUCUGUUUAUAUUGAUGAAAUCUCGUUUAAGUAUCACUAAUAGAAAACAUGGUUUUCGUGGUAGAUAAUGAAGUCAAUAAUCAAGUCGAUUUCAAUGUA
Cucurbita pepo subsp. pepo (vegetable marrow) is the source of this 1716-nucleotide messenger RNA. RefSeq names its product serine carboxypeptidase-like 7. Gene Ontology annotation, molecular function: acyltransferase activity, transferring groups other than amino-acyl groups; serine-type carboxypeptidase activity. The record is from RefSeq and is a predicted model, not a curated record. Gene Ontology annotation, biological process: secondary metabolic process; proteolysis. Lineage: Eukaryota; Viridiplantae; Streptophyta; Magnoliopsida; Cucurbitales; Cucurbitaceae.